AUGCCAGAGUUGAGGAUCUCCAAGAAGCACCACAAGCACAUCAACAAUCCCUUUCCUUCCACCCCAAAGUGCCUGCCUUUCAUCCAUGGAGGACUCUCCUUCAAUCCACACAAGAUUUCACAAGACCAGAAUUAUCAGAUUGGGGAGGAUUUCCAGCUUGCUUGGAGCUGUAGAAAUGGUGGCUGCCUUUCGAUCUCGCACCGAUCUCAGCCUAACAGGAGCAUAUGGUCUACAAUCCCAGGAGAGGCCUUCAUAUCUGCUGCAGCUGUCCAGACUCAGGUGGAGGAGAGCAGAGGCUCUUUCGCUAUUAAGGAUGGUGAUGUUCUUUUCAUCUGCAAGCACCAGUCUGUGGAAGAAAUAAGGGUCCUUUAUGAGACGGACAUUGAAGAGAAUGCUGAAGAUGAUAAUCUCUUAUCUGGGUUUUCAAACUCAAACAAUAAAGGAACUCCUGAAUCAUUCAAUAAGUCUUACUCCCCGAUUCUGAUGAUCACAGGAAGGCUCUUCAGUAAGAAGACUAACAUACUUCCUAAGAAAAGCUUGUACCUGGGGAAGAAAAAAAUCAGAUUUGGAUGGGCUAGGAAACCUUCAUUUGUUGCUAGAUACUGGUUUUUGCUUGAACAGAGGAGCAGCAAUCAAAUUGGUUUUUCUGUAAAGUUUGGUGAAUAUGAUAAGAAAUUGAGCCCAAGUGUAACAAAAAGAAGAAUUCUACAGGGCUCAAGCUGGAAACUAAUCCGAAUGCAGCGUCAAUGCAUUGCAUACAUCUCAAGGCAAAGAGGUUUUGUUGCACUCUCAUCACAGGAUGAGCAAGGAGAAGAGCAAGUGGUUACAGAAUUCAAUAAAGUUUUCAUCACAUAUGCGAGUGACAAAGAUGAAAAGUUCUAUGGUUUUGGGGAGCAGUUCUCCCAUAUGGAGUUCAAAGGAAAGAGGGUGCCUAUAAUUGUCCAAGAGCAAGGUAUUGGAAGAGGAGAUCAACCCAUCACCUUCGCAGCCAAUCUGAUUAGUUACAGAUCAGGAGGUGAUUGGAGUACGACAUAUGCCCCUUCACCAUUCUACAUGACCUCCAAAAUGAGAUCCCUUUAUCUUGAAGGAUACAAUUAUUCAGCUUUUGAUCUCACAAAGCCUGAUAGAGUACAGAUUCAGAUAUAUGGAAAUUAUGCUCAAGGAAGAAUACUGAACGGAUAUUCACCUGUUGAACUAAUUGAAACCUAUACAGAAACCAUAGGGAGACCUCCAGUGCUUCCAAACUGGAUUAUUUCUGGUGCUGUUGUCGGGAUGCAGGGAGGCACAGAAGCUGUCCGCAGAGUGUGGGAUCAAUUACAGGAUCAUGAUGUUCCUAUUUCAGCAUUUUGGUUGCAGGACUGGGUUGGCAAGAGGGAAACAGUAAUUGGGUCACAAUUAUGGUGGAACUGGGAAGUUGAUACCUGCCAUUAUGCUGGAUGGAGAGAGCUAGUCAACGAUCUUCGUACUCAUGAUAUUAGAGUCAUGACCUACUGCAACCCCUGCCUUGUUCCAACUGAUGACAAGCCAAACAAAUACAAGAAUCUGUUUGAAGAAGCUAAGAGUUUAGGCAUCUUAGUAAAAGAUAAAACACAAGGAACAUACAUGAUACCGAACACGGCUUUUGAUGUGGGAAUGUUGGAUUUUACACAUCCUGCAACAAGUAGUUGGUUCAAGAAAAUUCUACGCGAAAUGGUGGAUACUGGAGUAAGAGGUUGGAUGGCCGAUUUUGGUGAAGGAUUACCUUUAGAUGCUCACCUCUAUUCAGAUGAAGACCCCUUUGAAGCUCAUAACAGAUACCCUGAACUUUGGGCUAAGGUCAACAGGGAAUUUGUAGAUGAUUGGGCAGCAACCUGUCAUGGAAAGGAGAAGGAAGAUCCAGAAGAAAACUUAGUCUUUUUCAUGAGGGCUGGCUUCAGAGGUAGCCCUAAGUGGUCUAUGUUGUUUUGGGAGGGUGAUCAAAUGGUAAGUUGGCAGGCUAAUGAUGGAAUAAAGAGUAGCGUAACAGGUUUGCUGAGCAGUGGCCUCUCAGGUUUUGCCUUCAACCAUAGUGAUAUUGGAGGCUACUGUACAGUAGACAUGCCUAUCAUCAGGUACCGUCGAAGCGAAGAACUUCUCAUGCGCUGGAUGGAAUUAAAUGCAUUCAAUGUAGUAUUCCGGACACAUGAAGGAAACAAGCCAUCGUCCAAUUGCCAGUUUUACUCUAACAGAAACACAUUAGCUCAUUUUGCACGCUGUGCCAAGAUAUACAAAGCUUGGAAAUUCUACCGAAUCCAACUUGUAAAGGAGGCAGCUCAGAGAGGCUUGCCCGUUGCUAGGCAUCUAUUCCUCCACUAUCCAGAUGACAAGCAUGUACAUAGCUUGACAUACCAGCAGUUCUUAGUUGGGACAGAUAUACUGGUAGUUCCUGUCCUUGACAAAGCCAAAAAGGAGGUCAAGGCCUAUUUCCCUAUGGCAGGUGGGUGUUCCUGGCAACACAUUUGGACAGGAAAGAUCUUCACCAGGCCUUUCAAUCACCCGGGGCAUAAUCAAGGGUUUGAAGCCUGGGUCGAUGCUCCCAUUGGCUACCCAGCUGUGUUUGUAAAGUGCGGUUCCCACAUAGGAGAAGCAUUUUUAAGAAACUUAAAAGCUCUUAACAUACUAUAGCUUGUGUUUAUGAUAAAUGUUUCAUUUAUGUACUCAAAAUAUCAUUUUUUUUACUUAUUUUAAUACUCACUAAUUUUAGAAUUCAUGAUU
Messenger RNA from Musa acuminata AAA Group (dessert banana), 2733 nucleotides. RefSeq lists its product as uncharacterized. Lineage: Eukaryota; Viridiplantae; Streptophyta; Magnoliopsida; Zingiberales; Musaceae. The transcript has 8 exons. Gene Ontology annotation, biological process: carbohydrate metabolic process. Bases 1 to 2643 code for a protein of 880 amino acids. Gene Ontology annotation, molecular function: carbohydrate binding; hydrolase activity, hydrolyzing O-glycosyl compounds. The record is from RefSeq and is a predicted model, not a curated record.